This is a messenger RNA of Ordospora colligata OC4, 786 nucleotides long. RefSeq lists its product as uncharacterized. The transcript has a single exon. NCBI's taxonomy places the organism in Eukaryota, Fungi, Microsporidia, Ordosporidae. The record is from RefSeq and is a predicted model, not a curated record. The coding region runs from base 1 to 786 and encodes 261 amino acids.
AUGAAAAAUAGAAUCAAAACGUUUCUACCGUCUCCUGAGUCUUUAGAGAUCAUAAAACCACUCAAGAAAAGUAAAAAGGCAAGGAAAGAACGACCUUCAAAACAACGCUUAGCAAAGUCGAUUUAUGAUGAGACAGAUCUUUCAAAACUUACACCAAGGCAAAGAAUUCUUCAUCAAAAAUAUCAUCAGAAUAAGCAAAAUGCCAAUAACUUUUUCAUAUUAUCUAAUAACAUAUCAGCAAAUAGUACUGAACGCAUGAUCUCAACAGAAAAGACAUUAAAACAAAGUAAAUUAAAGAAUAAACGAUCCAUUAAAAUGUUUAAAAUACAAGCAUUAGAACCUGUCAAUAAAUCUAGAUCAGAUGAAGUUGAAGAAUACAAUGAGAAUUCAUCUGAUGCAUUGGCUCAGGAGAGCAGCUAUAUUCCUAUAGAAACGAGUGAUUUAAUAAAAAGCGAAUACGAAGAUCUCGAUUGUGAGGAUUCAUCUUCUAUGGAAUCUUUAAUAAUAGAGCCAUUAUGUGUCGAAUCACCAUUUAAUGAUACUCCUAUUGAGUCAAAGCUAAAAAAUAGCAAGAUUUGUAUAAGAUGCUUCAAGGAUGCAGUGAGAGUAUAUCUAAAGUUCGAAAAUAUGCAUAGCAUCCAUCGAUGUAAGCUUCAGAAGCUUAUAAUGGUUCACAAACAUAAAAUACGGCAAAAUUUGAAACAAAAAGCUUGUUUUAGUAUUAUAAAAAAUGACGAAAUGCAAUUUUUAUAUGCACUCGAAAACGCAAGGUGUUGUACUUCAUGA